Messenger RNA from Leucoraja erinaceus (little skate), 1935 nucleotides. It is a transcript of the gene faim2a, whose product is annotated as Fas apoptotic inhibitory molecule 2a. The record is from RefSeq and is a predicted model, not a curated record. Gene Ontology annotation, biological process: negative regulation of apoptotic signaling pathway. Lineage: Eukaryota; Metazoa; Chordata; Chondrichthyes; Rajiformes; Rajidae. Gene Ontology annotation, cellular component: endoplasmic reticulum; membrane; Golgi apparatus. The coding region runs from base 179 to 1192 and encodes 337 amino acids. The transcript has 12 exons.
AGAGCGCCGCUAACGUCUCGCCCAGUAGUGGAACUACAACGACCAGAGUGCCUUGCGGCGUAACCUAGGUAACGAGCGGCCGCAGGCUCGCCAACGGUCAGAGGAGGCUUCCCGGGGUGGCGUGGCACAGUGAGCGGCACGUCUGGUUUCCCACUGAACAUCCUGUGACUGUUGGUUCAUGGCCCAUCCAUCAGCCCCGCCAAGCUACUCUGAGGCAAUGGCAGGCAAUCAUCCCCGGUCCCCGGGUCACCAGCCAGUCUACGCUGCCCCACAGUCGGUGUACGUAGGCUCGCAGCCUUAUCCCAUGCAGCCGCCAUACGUGAUCCAGCAGCCUUACUCCAUGCAGCAGCCUUACCCUGGCCAGCAGCCCAGGGUCCAGUCAGGAGCAGUACAUCCCAACUGGGCCUUUGAACAGCCUGGCUCCCACCCUGGAUUCAGUCCUGGAUAUACGUCUGCCUCAUUCCCUCCUUCCACUCAGCCCAGCAACCUCGGGAGCAUUGACGCGUUUACCACAGAGGCCUGGAGCAACCAAAUGAUAAGGCACAUGUUUAUCCGGAAGGUUUAUGCCAUUUUGAUGGUUCAGUUGCUGACGACCUUUGGACUCGUGGCUGUAUUUAUGUUCUGUGAACCAGUCAGGCGAUAUGCUCGUAAGAACGCAAUCUUGUACUACACCUCAUUUGUGGUCUUCAUCAUCACCUACCUCAUCCUCGCCUGUUGUUCAGGAGUCAGGAGGCGGUAUCCUUGGAACGCAAUUCUUCUGGCAGUGUUUACUCUGGCUUUGUCAUACUUGGCAGGGAUGCUCACUAUCGUCCACAACACAAAGACGGUGCUACUGUGCAUUGGGAUAACGGCCUUGGUGUGUCUAGCAGUCACCAUCUUCUCCUUCCAAACAAAGAUUGACUUCACCUCGUGCAGGGGGCUGAUGUUCGGGCUGGUAAUGGCCUUACUACUCACCGGCCUGGUCAUGGUCUUCACCGUCCCCUUUGGAUACCUGCCAUGGUUACAGAUCGUAUAUGCAGGACUUGGAACCAUCGUCUUCACUGUGUUCCUGGCUUACGACACACAGCUGCUGGUGGGCAACAAGCGCUACUCGCUGAGCCCCGAAGAGCACAUCUUCGCCGCGCUUUGCCUCUACGUCGACGUCGUCUUCAUCUUCUUCUUUAUGCUCCAACUCUUCGGAGGCCGCGAGUGAGCAGCCGGCGGACGCUCGGCCCUUUCCCACUCGCCUAACCCUCCGCCGGAGAAACCAACACGGCUCGAUCCCCGCUUCCAGCACCAGUCACCGCUCCAUGAACCUCACUCCCGGGACCCGCUCCUUCCUCGCUCUCUGCUCAACUUGCUCCCACUUCUGCUGACUUUCCCCGCAUCACAUCUUUCUUUCCGGUUCUACAGACACCGCCCCAGGUCACCUCAGCUCAAAUCCUCCCAGGCUCCGUUCGGCGAGGAUUGGGGCAGCGAUUAUCUGCCGAGCCAGAACUUUAUUCCAGCCAAAGAUCUUUGAUUCCACCCGUCUUCCUUACCACCAAGUCUAAGAUCAUUAUUACCGAUCCUCCCAACCAACAGAGCAGGCGGCGACUCUCCUCCCCGAUCAGUAUACACUUUGAUAUACUGUAGAUGUGGGCAAAUGUUGGAGCGAACUCCUCUCCUAUUCCCGGAACAAAGGCGGCUCCGCCUCACCGCCUGCUCCCCUGCAGCCCCACCUGUCCUGGGGCCACGCUGCCGCCGCACCCACAUCAACACAUCUCAGCUGUAAACAUUUUCCAAUUCUCUCUAUGGAGGCGACGGUAUUUUCCGUGACCUCUGUGCCCCGUUCAAUUAAAGUAUUGUUACAACUUUUCAAUGGUUUUCGGUCGUGGAAUCGGAGAACGUUAAAGUAUUUGAAUCGACCAGAGCAUCCUCCUUAAUUGGACAAUUAUUUGGAGACAAGAAACUGCA